Messenger RNA from Peromyscus eremicus (cactus mouse), 1303 nucleotides. It is a transcript of the gene Foxr1, whose product is annotated as forkhead box R1. Gene Ontology annotation, cellular component: nucleus. Gene Ontology annotation, biological process: regulation of DNA-templated transcription. Gene Ontology annotation, molecular function: DNA-binding transcription factor activity; sequence-specific double-stranded DNA binding. Bases 358 to 1284 code for a protein of 308 amino acids. NCBI's taxonomy places the organism in Eukaryota, Metazoa, Chordata, Mammalia, Rodentia, Cricetidae. The record is from RefSeq and is a predicted model, not a curated record. The transcript has 6 exons.
CCCAGACUAGCCCGUGUAGCCUAGAGUAACUUUGUAUGAGUGCUUUCACCGGAGAGUCGGUGUAGCUGUGGAGGAGCACGAACUGGUUUUAGGCGGUGCGGGGCUUCGAACUCGCUCAAUAGCUGAGCUGGUGAUCGCGAGCGGGGGGCGGUCUGGGGGGCGCUGCACACCUGACCGCUCCCACCACCCGCUCAGUGGCCCCAGGGUGUGUGAGGAGGAAUCUUCCACUCAGGCGAGUCUCCGCCUCUCUCGCCCCUUGCCUGGACUCCUCUAUCCUCUACAGUGGACCUCCAACUCCAGGACCGGGACUUCUGGGCCAGACUCCAUGGCCAGGUCCCGGGCUUGCUGGACUGGGACAUGGGCAACGAGUGUUUCCUGUCCUUCACCACCUCGCACCUGCCCCUGUACACGCAGAAUCUUGCCAAAUACAGACUCCAAAUAGUUGAACCACCACCACUGCCUUUGGAAAAAAAACCCAAGCCUGAUAAAGAUGGUCCUGACAUUAAGCCCAAUCUGUGGAUGUGGGUGAACCCAAACAUUGUGUAUCCUCUCGGCAAGCUGGAGGUGGAGAAACUUAAAAAGAAGGACCUGCAAAGUGUGCUACCUUCCUGCCAUCCAGCCCGGAAGCGGGGAGAAGCCAGCUGCUCAAAAGCUUCGGGGGCACAGUCAUGGCUGCCUUCUUCCAGACAGCCGUCAUCUUGCAAGCGGAAGCAGAAGCAGAAACAGAAGCAUUCAGCCUCUUCCCCUAGCACCUGCAAGGAGCUUACAGACGAGGAGGAGGCCAAGGACCAGGAUGACAGCUCCUCUGUGGCUCUCCCAUCCCUUCCCACAAGGGCCCCCCUCCAGAGUCAGAGGAGGCUUCGACAAGCUGUCAGCCCAGAGGGGAGGCUCUGGUCCCGCCCCCCUCUCAAUUACUUCCAUCUAAUUGCCCUGGCACUCAGAAACAGUCCCUCCUGUGGCCUCAACGUACAGCAGAUCUACAGCUUCACUCGAGAACACUUCCCCUUUUUCCGGACAGCUCCAGAAGGCUGGAAGAAUACGAUCCGUCACAAUCUCUGUUUCCGAGACAGCUUUGAGAAAGUGCCGGUCAGUAUGCAGGGUGAGGCCAGCACACCACCUCGAUCCUGCCUCUGGAAGUUGACUGAGGAGGGACACCGCCGCUUUGCGGAGGAGGCCCGAACCUUGGCUUCCACACGGCUGGAAAGUAUCCAGCAGUGCAUGAGCCAGCCAGAUGUGAUGCCCUUCCUCUUUGACCUUCAAGAAGAACCAGACAUGCCUUAUUAAAUAGUUUCAUUUGGCCGCA